AGACGUGAGGCUUGCAGCAGGCCGAGGAGGAGGAAGAAGGGGCCGUGGGAGCAGAGAAGGAGGCUCCUGCCUCAGUGAGGGCUCUGAGGGUCCCUGCAUGAGGAGGCAGAGGAGAUCUGGGCUAGGGGCAGGGGCUCGGGAAUGCAGCCCCCUUCACUGCUGCUGCUGCUUCUGUUGCUGUGUUGCUCAGUCGCCAAGGCAAGAGGGCUGCAGUGUGGGAGUUUCCCAGAACCCUGUGCCAACGGAGGCACCUGCCUGAGCCUAUUUCAGGGGCAAGGGACCUGCCAGUGUGCGCCUGGCUUCCUGGGUGAGACAUGCGAGUUUCCCGACCCCUGCCAGGAUGCUCAGCUCUGCCAGAAUGGGGGCAGCUGCAAAGCCCUGCUUCCCACCCUCCCAGGCUCCCCCAGCGCUCCCUCUCCCUCGGCCCCCAGCUUCUUCUGCACCUGCCCCUUUGGCUUCACUGGCGAGAGGUGCCAGGCCCAGCUCAAGGACCCCUGUUCUUCCUUCUGUUCCAAAAUGGGCCGCUGCCACAUCCAGGCCUCAGGCCGCCCACAGUGCUUCUGCCAGCCUGGGUGGACAGGUGAGCAGUGCCAGCUUCGGGACUUCUGUUCAGCCAACCCCUGCACCAACGGAGGGGUAUGUCUGGCCACAUACCCCCAGAUCCAGUGCCGCUGCCCACCUGGCUUCGAGGGCCAUACCUGUGAACAUGAUGUCAAUGAGUGUUUCCUGGACCCGGGACCCUGCCCCAAGGGCACCUCCUGCCAUAACACCCUGGGAUCCUUCCAGUGCCUCUGCCCCGCUGGACGGGAGGGUCCACGCUGUGAGCUCCAGCCAGGACCCUGCCCCGCCAGGGGCUGUCUCAAUGGGGGCACCUGCCAGCUGGUUCCAGGAAGAGACUCCACCUUCCACCUCUGCCUCUGCCCCACAGGUUUCACAGGCCCAGGCUGUGAGGUGAAUCCAGAUGACUGUGUCGGGCACCAAUGUCAGAAUGGGGGCACUUGCCAGGAUGGGCUGGCCACGUACACCUGCCUCUGCCCAGAGGCCUGGACAGGCUCAGAUUGCUCUGAAGAUGUGGAUGAAUGUGAGUUUCAGGGUCCCCCUCGCUGCAGAAACGGGGGUACCUGCCAGAACUCAGCUGGCAGCUUCCAUUGUGUGUGUGUGAGCGGCUGGGGAGGCACAGGCUGCGAGGAGAACCUGGACGACUGUGUUGCUGCCACCUGUGCCCCAGGAUCCACCUGCAUUGAUCGUGUGGGCUCCUUCUCCUGCCUCUGCCCACCUGGCCGCACAGGCCUCCUGUGCCACAUGGAGGACAUGUGUCUGAGCCAGCCGUGCCACGGGGAAGCCCAGUGCAGUACCAAUCCCCUGACGGGCUCCACACUCUGCCUGUGUCAGCCUGGAUACUCAGGGCCCACCUGCCACCAGGACCUGGACGAGUGUCAGAUGGCCCAGCAAGGUCCCAGUCCCUGUGAACAUGGCGGCUCCUGCCUCAACACACCCGGCUCCUUUGACUGCCUCUGUCCCCCUGGCUACACGGGCUCCCGCUGCGAGACCAAUCACAAUGAGUGCCUGUCCCAGCCCUGCCACCCCGGCAGCACCUGCCUGGACCUGCUCGCCACCUUCCACUGCCUCUGCCCACCAGGCUUAGAAGGGCAGCUCUGUGAGGUGGAGAUCAACGAGUGUGCCUCAGCUCCUUGCCUGAACCAGGCUGACUGCCAGGACCUGCUCAACGGCUUCCUGUGUGUCUGCCUGCCCGGAUUCACCGGCUCCCGGUGUGAGGAGGACAUCAACGAGUGCACAAGCUCUCCCUGUGCCAAUGGUGGGCAGUGCCAGGACCAGCCUGGAUCCUUCCAUUGCGAGUGUCUCCCAGGCUUUGAAGGCCCACGCUGUCAGGUGGAGGUGGAUGAGUGUCUGAGUGGCCCGUGCCCCCCAGGAGCCAGUUGCCUUGAUCUCCCAGGAGCCUUCUUUUGCCUCUGCCCCUCUGGCUUCACAGGUCAUCUCUGUGAGGUUGCCCUGUGUGCCCCCAACCUGUGUCAGCCCAAGCAAAAAUGCCAGGAUCAUGACAAGGUGCAGUGCCUCUGCCCUGAGGGAAGGCCUGGCUGUGCCCCCACUGAGGACAACUGCACCUGCCACCAUGGGCACUGCCAGAGAUCCUCAUGUGUGUGUGAUGUGGGUUGGACAGGACCAGAGUGUGAGGCAGAGCUGGGGGGCUGCAUCUCUGCACCGUGUGCCCAUGGGGGCACCUGCCACCCUCAGCCCUCUGGCUACAACUGCACCUGCCCCACAGGCUACACAGGGCCCACCUGCAGUGAGGAGGUGACAGCCUGUCACUCAGGGCCCUGUCUCAAUGGUGGCUCCUGCAGCCCCAGCCCUGGGGGCUACUCCUGCACCUGCCCUCCGAGCCACACUGGGCCCCGCUGCCAGACCAGCACCGACCACUGUGCCUCUGCCCUGUGCCUCAAUGGGGGUACCUGUGUGAACAGGCCUGGCACCUUCUCCUGCCUCUGUGCCACCGGCUUCCAGGGCCCACGCUGUGAGGGAAGGAUCCGUCCCAGCUGUGCAGACAGCCCCUGUAGGAACAGGGCGACCUGCCAAGACGGCCCUCAGGGUCCCCGCUGCCUCUGCCCCCCUGGCUACACAGGAGGCAGCUGCCAGACUCUGAUGGACUUAUGUGCCCAGAAGCCCUGUCCACACAAUUCCCACUGCCUCCAGACUGGGCCCUCCUUCCACUGCCUGUGCCUCCAGGGAUGGACUGGGCCUCUCUGCAAUCUUCCACUGUCCCCUUGCCAAAAGGCUGCUCUGAGUCAAGGCACAGAAGUCUCUUCCCUGUGCCAGAAUGGAGGCCUCUGCAUCGACAGCGGCCCCUCCUAUUUCUGCCACUGUCCCCCUGGAUUCCAAGGCAGUGUAUGCCAGAACAGGGUGAACCCAUGUGAAUCCAGGCCCUGCCAACACGGGGCCACCUGCGUGGCCCAGCCCAACGGGUAUCUCUGCCAGUGUGCCCCAGGCUACAGUGGACAGAACUGCUCAAGGGAACCUGACGCCUGUCAAUCCCAGCCCUGUCACAACCACGGGACCUGCACCCCCAAACCUGGAGGCUUCCACUGUGCCUGCCCUCCGGGCUUUGUGGGGCUGCGCUGUGAGGGGGAUGUGGAUGAGUGUCUGGACCAGCCCUGCCACCCCACAGGCACUGCAGCCUGCCAUUCUCUGGCCAAUGCCUUCUACUGCCAGUGUCUGCCUGGACACACAGGCCAGUGGUGUGAAGUGGAGCUAGACCCCUGCCAGAGCCAGCCCUGCUCCCACGGAGGGUUCUGUGAGGCCACAGCAGGACCACCCCGGGGGUUCAUCUGCCACUGCCCCCAGGGUUUUGAAGGCCCCACCUGCAGCCACAAAGCCCCCUCCUGUGGCCUCCAUCACUGCCACCACGGUGGCCUGUGUCUGCCCUCUCCCAAGCCUGGCUUCCCACCGCGGUGUGCCUGCCUCAAUGGCUAUGGGGGCCCUGACUGCCUGACCCCACCUGCUCCUCAAGGCUGUGGCCCUCCUUCUCCAUGCCUACACAAUGGCAGCUGCUCAGAGACCCCCGGGCUGGGGGGCCCAAGCUUUCGAUGCUCCUGCCCCCCCGGCUCUCCAGGGCCCCGGUGUCAGAGGCCUGGAGCAAAAGGUUGCGAGGGCAGGGGUGGAGAUGGGGCCUGUGACGCUGGCUGCAGUGGCCCAGGAGGAAAUUGGGAUGGGGGGGACUGCUCCCUGGGGGUCCCAGACCCAUGGAAGGGUUGCCCCUCCCACUCCCGCUGCUGGCUUCUCUUCCGGGACGGGCAGUGCCACCCACAGUGUGACUCUGAAGAGUGUCUGUUUGAUGGCUACGACUGUGAGACACCUCUAGCCUGCACUCCAGCCUAUGACCAGUUCUGCCACGACCACUUCCACAAUGGGCACUGCGAGAAAGGCUGCAACACUGCAGAAUGUGGCUGGGAUGGGGGCGACUGCAGGCCCGAAGACAGGCAUUCAGAGUGGGGGCCCUCCCUGGCCCUGCUAGUGGUACUGAGCCCCCCGGCCCUGGACCAGCAGCUGCUCACCUUGGCCCGAGUGCUGUCCCUGACUUUGAGGGUGGGGCUCUGGGUGAGGAAGGAUAGUGAUGGCAGGGACAUGGUGUACCCCUAUCCUGGGGCUCAGGCCGAAGAGGAGCUAGGAGGAAUCCCAGACCCCUCUCAUCAGGAGAGAGCAGCCCCUCAAACACAGCGUGCAGGCAAGGAGACAGACUCCCUCAGCACUGGGUUUGUGGUUGUGAUGGGUGUGGAUUUGUCCCACUGUGGCCCUGACCACCCUGCAUCCCGCUGUCCCUGGGACCCUGGGCUCCUGCUCCGCUUCCUUGCCGCGAUGGCCGCAGUGGGGGCCCUGGAACCCCUCCUGCCAGGACCACUGCUGGCUGCCCACCCUCGUGCAGGUACCGAGCCCCCCUCCAACCAGCUUCCCUGGCCCGUGCUGUGCUCGCCGGUGGCCGGGGUCCUUCUCCUGGCCCUUGGGGCUCUUCUCGUCCUCCAGCUCAUCCGGAGACGUCGCCAAGAGCAUGGAGCCCUCUGGCUGCCCCCUGGGUUCACUCGAAGGCCUCGGACUCAACAGGCUCCUCGCCGACGCCGCCCCCCCCUGGGCGAGGACAGCAUCGGCCUCAAGGCACUGAAACCAGAGGCAGAAGUUGAUGAGGAUGGAGUUGUGAUGUGCACAGGCCCCGAGGAAGGAGAGGAGGUGGGCCAGGCUGAAGAAAUGGCCUCACCCUCCAAGUGCCAGCUCUGGCAGCUGAGUGGUGACUGUCAGGAGCUCCCACAGGCAGCCAUGCUGACUCCUCCCCAGGAAUCUGAGAUGGAUGUCCCUGACGUGGACACCCGUGGACCUGAUGGGGUGACACCCCUUAUGUCAGCAGUCUGCUGUGGGGGAGUGGAGUCCAGGACCUUCCAAGGGGCAUGGUUGGGAAGCCCUGAGCCCUGGGAACCUCUGUUGGGUGGAGGGGCUUGUCCCCAAGCUCACACUGUGGGCACUGGUGAGACCCCCUUACACCUGGCUGCCCGAUUCUCCCGGCCAACCGCCGCCCGCCGCCUCCUUGAGGCUGGAGCCAACCCCAACCAGCCAGACCGAGCAGGGCGCACCCCCCUUCACACGGCUGUGGCUGCUGAUGCUCGAGAGGUCUGCCAGCUCCUACUCCGCGGCAGACAGACUGCAGUGGACGCGCGGACAGAGGACGGGACCACAGCCCUGAUGCUGGCUGCCAGACUGGCAGUGGAGGACCUGGUUGAAGAGCUGAUUGCAGCCCAAGCAGAUGUGGGGGCCAGAGAUAAAUGGGGAAAAACCGCGCUGCACUGGGCCGCGGCCGUGAACAACGCCGGGGCUGCCCGCUCCCUUCUCGAGGCCGGAGCCGAUAAAGACGCCCAGGACGGCAGGGAACAGACACCGCUGUUCCUGGCGGCCCGAGAAGGGGCGGUGGAGGUAGCCCAGCUGCUGCUGGGGCUUGGGGCGGACCGACGGCUGCGGGACCAGGCCGGGCUAGCGCCCGAAGACAUCGCCCGCCAGCGCAACCACUGGGAUCUGCUGACGCUGCUGGAAGGGGCGGGGCCCCCGGAGGCGCGUCACAAAGCCACGCCGGGCCGCGGGGCGGACCCCUUCCCGCGCGCGCGCACCGCGUCGGGAAGUGUGCCCCCGCGUGGGGGCGGGGCUCUGCCGCGCUGCCGGACGCUCUCAGCCGGAGCACGCCCGCGUGGGGGCGGAGCAUGUCUGCAAGCCCGUACUUUUUCCACAGACUUGGCCGCGCAUGAGGGCGGGGCCUAUUCGCAUUGCCGGAGCCUAUCGAAAGGAGGAGCAGGAGGAGGCCCGCCCCCCCGCGGCCGUAGGUUUUCUGCAGGCAUGCGCGGGCCGCGGCCCAACCCUGCAACAGUGCGAGGAAGAUCCGGGGUUGCGGCCGGCAGCGGGGGUGUGGCCUCAGGUGGUAACUGGCCCAACGAUUGGGUAGCCCUGGGAGCCUGCGGCGCCGCCUCCAACACUCAGAUCCCGCCUCCUUGCCUUACUCCGUCCCCGGAGCGGGGUUCCCCUCAAGUUGCCUGGGGUCCCCCAGCCCACCAAGUAAUACCUUUAAAUGCAGGAGGCGAGGAUCAAAAAUAGAAGGCUACAUGUCAGGGAGGCUAAAUGACAGUCUGGAAGGCCUCCAGAUUUUAAGGUCCUUGAAAGACCCCUAAAAGUGAGGGGUCAUGAGUGUAGUUUCCCUCCCACAAUGAGUGUCUGCCUACUCAGAACCGUCAUCUCCCACGUGGAGAAGCUGCAGCCCUGGAAAGAGGGUUUGGGGUGCUGGGAUGAAGCAAGCCCAGCCCACGUCCCAGAAAAUAAGGGUGAGGGGCUACAGAGGGUGGAGUGGGGGAAGUACCCCUGAACUGGAACCAAGAUCUGCAGACAGAUAGGAUGUAAGAUAUUCUUUACUGUAUGUGGCUCCCAAAGGGAGCCUCUAUCACCCAUCACACCCACUACCCACAAAGGGCUGACAAGUAUUUAUUGAGCACACACUAUGUGCCAGGCACUAUGUAGGUGCUGAAGGGAGGGCCAAGGGCCACUCCAGCUGAUGACUCCUUGCAUUCUCCCCACCUCUCCUCCCAAACAAAUCACUGCAGGGAUGAAGCGCCACUCUUCUAGCCACGGCUAUCUCUAUUUAAGAACCCCAAAUCUGUCACCCAAUAAUAAAGCUGAUUUGAAGUGUUAA
Molecule: messenger RNA, 6727 nt
Organism: Ceratotherium simum simum (southern white rhinoceros)
Lineage: Eukaryota; Metazoa; Chordata; Mammalia; Perissodactyla; Rhinocerotidae
Source: RefSeq, a predicted model, not a curated record